Messenger RNA from Parnassius mnemosyne (clouded apollo), 924 nucleotides. NCBI's taxonomy places the organism in Eukaryota, Metazoa, Arthropoda, Insecta, Lepidoptera, Papilionidae. The record is from the annotation of a GenBank genome assembly.
AUGAACGCAUCAGUGAGCGCUGUCAACAUGCUAAAGGGAUUGUAUUUCUUUGUUGCUGUAUUGGCAGGAUGCCAUGCAGCUGUAACGUCUGAUGUCCAACGAAGCGGGAGUGUAAAUCGCUACUUUGUAUAUACAAGAGCAAAUAUUUUUGAACCAAGGGAAAUUUUGUUAAAUGACCCUACAACAAUAACGGAAUCAGGGAUCAUAAACACCCACGACACAGUCGUAAUUGUUCAUGGACACCAAGCAAGUGCUUUUAAUUCACUCAAUCCGACUUUAAAGAAUGCUUAUCUACAGAACUAUGAAGUGAACGUGAUCGUAGUUGACUGGUCAAUAUAUGCUAGAAAGAGCUAUUCAUCGGCUGUAUCGGCAGUGCCUAGUGUUGGAACAUAUUUGGGAGAUCUUAUCUCGAUUUUAAUAAAUGCUAACCUAGUGGAAUUAAAUAGAUUACACCUAAUAGGGUUCAAUCUAGGUGCACACGUUGUUGGUUUUGCUGGAAGGAAACUGCAAGGCCAAGUUGCAAGAGUAACUGGUUUGGAUCCUUCUGGAAAACAAUGGGGUAGCAAUUCAGGCCGAUUGACUUCCUCCGAUGCACGCUAUGUGGAAAUUAUUCAUACUGAUACACAUGGUAUUUUUGCUAAUGGCAUCGGUACUGCUUUAGGCCACAUUGACUUUUAUCCUAACGGUGGCAGCAAUCAACCAGGUUGCCUACUAUCUAACUCUUGUAGCCAUAAUCGUGCCUGGGAAUUUUUCGCAGCCACAUUACUCGCAAACCACCAGCUAUUAGGAAAUAAUUGUGCAUCUACUUCACAAUUAACGUUGAAUCGGUGUAACGGUGAUCGUCUUGCAAUGGGCACAAAUUCAUAUUCUAAAUUAGGAGGCGGAAUCUACAGAGUCAAUACCGGCACGAGCUAUCCUUUUUAA